AUGAACUCUACGCAGGUCUCAUAUCUGGCUCUUGUUGCUUACUUUGACACUGGAGCUUUUAGAUAUUUAUACUUUGUGAUUAUUAUGUGUUUAUACAUGUUGAUAGUUAUUUCCAAUGUGUUUCUCAUUGUGGUUAUCUGUAUGAACAGAAGCUUACAUGAACCUAUGUACCUUUUCCUGUGCAGCCUGUUUGUAAAUGAACUGUAUGGUAGUACAGGGUUGUUUCCAUUCCUUCUGCUUCAGAUCCUCUCUGACAUUCACACUGUUCCUAAAGCUUUUUGCUUCCUGCAGAUCUUCUGUGUUCAUUUCUAUGGCAGUGUAGAGUAUUUCACAUUAGGAGUCAUGUCUUAUGAUCGGUAUCUUGCUAUCUGUUGUCCUCUGCAGUAUCACACACGUAUGACACACGGCAGGGUUUUGGCUCUCACUGCCUUCGUGUGGUCUUACAGCAUUCUGGCUACACUGGCCAUGAUGUCUCUGAGUGUUCCUCUGCAGCUCUGUGGAAACACCAUCCACAAGGUUUACUGUGAUAACUACUCUAUAGUCAAACUGGCCUGCUCAGACACGACCAUCAAUAACAUCUACGGACUGGUUUACAUCUUCACUGUGAUAGUCUCUCUGGUGGCUCUGAUCCUUUCCUCCUACGUGAGGAUCCUCAGAGUUUGUUUCUCUGGUUGCAAACAGAGCCGACAGAAAGCCGUCAGCACCUGCACGCCUCACCUCGCCUCGCUGCUCAACUUCACGUUCGGAGCUUUCUUUGAAAUAGUUCAGGGUAGAUUUAAUAUGAGCAGAGUACCAAACAUGCUGCGUGUUGUUUUAUCAUUAUACUGGCUCACAUGUCAGCCGCUCUUUAACCCUGUGCUGUACGGACUGAACAUCACCAAGAUACGCAUCAUAUGCAGCAGUCUGGGGAAGAGAACGUAG
Scomber japonicus (chub mackerel) is the source of this 921-nucleotide messenger RNA. RefSeq names its product olfactory receptor 52E4-like. Lineage: Eukaryota; Metazoa; Chordata; Actinopteri; Scombriformes; Scombridae. Gene Ontology annotation, biological process: G protein-coupled receptor signaling pathway. Gene Ontology annotation, molecular function: olfactory receptor activity; G protein-coupled receptor activity. The transcript has a single exon. Gene Ontology annotation, cellular component: membrane. Bases 1 to 921 code for a protein of 306 amino acids. The record is from RefSeq and is a predicted model, not a curated record.